Messenger RNA from Colletotrichum higginsianum IMI 349063, 2190 nucleotides. RefSeq names its product Endopolyphosphatase. Gene Ontology annotation, cellular component: fungal-type vacuole; membrane. The record is from RefSeq and is a predicted model, not a curated record. Gene Ontology annotation, biological process: polyphosphate catabolic process. Bases 1 to 2190 code for a protein of 729 amino acids. NCBI's taxonomy places the organism in Eukaryota, Fungi, Ascomycota, Sordariomycetes, Glomerellales, Glomerellaceae. Gene Ontology annotation, molecular function: exopolyphosphatase activity; endopolyphosphatase activity. The transcript has 2 exons.
AUGCGGUCUCUACCCGCAAUAGUGGGCUUGCUGCCUCUGCAUCUCGCCCUCCUCCAGCAGUUCCUGCAUGGCGUCAUUGCAACACCUGUCGCCAGCGGGCAGCAAAGAGUUAUCGGCCCAGAUACCGCCACGGAGGAAGUCGCAGUCGGCCAAGAAGGGUCUCGCCGCUUACACGGAAAGUUUUUGCACAUUACUGACUUCCACCCUGACCAAUUCUACGAAACCCACUCCUCCACCGAAGAAGGCAUCGCCUGCCACCGAGGCGAUGGACCCGCUGGCUACUAUGGCGCAGAAACGUCUGACUGCGAUACGCCGUCCUCUCUUGUAAACGCAACUUUUGACUGGAUCGCCGCCAACAUCGCAGACGACAUCGACUUUGUAAUCUGGACCGGCGACUCCGCACGUCACGAUAGCGAUGAGAAUAUUCCGCGUAGUCCUGCGCAGGUACUAGGUACUAACCGGUGGAUCGCCGAUAAGUUUGCGGAGGCCUUCGGCGACCCCAAAGAUCCUACGCGAAUGGCCGUCCCCGUGAUACCAACCUUCGGAAAUAACGACAUCCUUCCGCACAACAUCCUUCUGCCAGGGCCCAAUAAGUGGCUGGGCUACUAUGCCGAGAUAUGGAAGCGCUUCAUCCCGGAAGAACAACGCCACUCGUUCGAGUAUGGUGGCUGGUUCUACGUCGAGGUGAUUCCUAAGAAGCUGGCAGUCUUCAGUCUCAACACGCUGUAUUUUUUCGACCGAAACGCCGGUGUCGAUGACUGCCAGCAGCCCUUUGAGCCAGGCUUCAAGCAGAUGGAAUGGCUUCGCGUGCAGCUGGAGUUCCUCCGGGAGCGUGGGAUGAAGGCUAUCCUCAUGGGCCACGUGCCUCCUGCUCGGACGGACAGCAAGAAGAAUUGGGACGAGACCUGCUGGCAAAAGUACAACCUCUGGAUGCAGCAGUACCGCGACGUUGUCGUUGGUUCGCUCUACGGCCACAUGAACAUUGACCAUUUUAUCGUGCACGACACCAAGGAGGUCAACAUCAACAUCCUGGGCGGAUACGCAGUCGACGACGAUGUUGGACGGGAGGCAUUUGAGGACGAACUCGAGAUCCAAUCGGCGCAGGAUUACCUGACAGAGUUGCGAGAAGGUUGGGCGAAACUCCCGCCCGUCGACGUUAAGGCGUUGGAAGAGGAGGACACAUUCCAGUCGGACGCACAGGGCAAGAAGGGCAGGAAAGGCGACAAGGACAAAAAGAAGAAGAAGAAGAAGCCUGGAAAGGACUUGGGUGGCAAGUAUGCGGAGCGAUACCAUCUGUCUCUCGUCGGCCCCAGUAUUGUGCCCAACUACUUUCCCACGCUCCGUGUCGUGGAGUACAAUAUCUCUGGUCUCGAGAACGCGGCGGUCUGGACGGACUCGUUCACCAACGAGAUUCCAUCCCUGAAACUCCCGACUGACGCCGACCCCGUCCACGAGGAACUGAAGCGCGAGAUUGACGCCGCCGGGAAGAGAAAGGGCAAGAAGGGGAAAAAAGGAAAGAAGCCAACGACACCCAAGGACCCCAACCUGGUCAUCCCGCAACCGCCACCCGCAGGCACUGGCCCUGGCCCGGCAUAUGCGCCUCAGCCCCUGACGUUUCUUGGAUACACCCAGUACUUUGCGAACUUGACCUAUCUCAACAACGACAUGACGCAUGAGAACAAGGACGUGUCCAGGAACAAAUGGCGCGACGGUAUCCACAAGGACAAGGAUCCCAAGUCCAAGAAGCCCAAGCCGCGUCCCUUCGCGUUCGAGGUUGAGUACAGCACCUUCACUGAUAAGAUCUACAAGCUGUCGGACCUGACGGUGCGGAGCUACGUGAAGCUUGCGAAUCGCAUUGCCAGGGAGAAUGUCAAGGGCAAGGCGCUUGCCCAAGAGGAUGAUGAAGAAGAAGACGACGAUGAUGACGACGACGAAGAAGAAUACCAGAAAGACGAGAUGGGCCAAGAAGAAGGCAAUGACUCAGGCGCUGUAGAUGAAGGUGAUGAAGGAGACAAAGACGAUGAGGAUACAGAAGACGAUGGUGUAGAAACAGAGAAAAACAGCGGGAAAAAAGGUAAGAAGGGGAAGAAGGGGAAGAAGAAGAAGAAGAAGCACAACAAGGUCUGGCUGCAUUUCCUCAAGCACGCGUUCGUCAGGACGGUGCCCCAGAAGAAGCUCAAGAAGUUUUAG